Messenger RNA from Colletotrichum lupini, 1818 nucleotides. RefSeq lists its product as uncharacterized. NCBI's taxonomy places the organism in Eukaryota, Fungi, Ascomycota, Sordariomycetes, Glomerellales, Glomerellaceae. The transcript is spliced from 2 exons. Gene Ontology annotation, biological process: lipid metabolic process. The record is from RefSeq and is a predicted model, not a curated record. The coding region runs from base 1 to 1818 and encodes 605 amino acids. Gene Ontology annotation, molecular function: phosphoric diester hydrolase activity.
AUGGGUGCCGGCGCGUAUCUUCAAAUUCUCAAUGGUACACCGUACACUUUUACUAAUACUGCUCCUGGUCAUGAUGGAUACCAGAUGAACAAAUGGGACCCAGGUGCUUCAAUCUCUCCAGGGACUACCGAUUUUUCUUACUUUGAGUUUAAAGAAACUAUUGGCGUUAAAGAAAGCGACACACAAGUCACUAGCACUUAUACAGUCGGUGAUACGGGGUAUUCUUUCAGCAUUCGAGCAAAUGAUGACCCUCCGAGAUUGCUUGCCAGGAUCGAUGGGUUUUCGACUCCCACGAUGCCAGAAGGUGAAUGGCUCAUACUCGGCUUUGUCCACAACGGUAGCAACCCUUUCGUGCUUAUCGGCACUAUCAACAACAUGUUAUCCUCAUUUUCACAGCCCGACUGGAUGCACCAAAACUUGGCUACUUUGGGUACUUUACCCUUGAAGCAAAUCUGUAUGCCAGGAAGUCAUGAUGCUGGCAUGGGUGUUCUUAACCCAGAUGGUUUGACUCAAGAGGGCAGUGCCGCCGUGGCUGGUGGUAUCAUUCAGACCCAGCCAACCACUAUUUACCAACAGCUCGUGAACGGGUCCAGAUAUCUUGACGUCAGGCCGGUCAUGGCCGCGGAAGGUGACUUCAGAGCCGGCCAUUUCUCUUCGAACUCGACUAUCGGUGAGGUUGGAUGUUAUGGUCAAAGCAUGAGCGAUAUUGUUUCCGACAUCAACAAAUUCACUCAACAGUAUGCCGAGCUGAUUAUUUUGGACCUUUCGCAUGGAUACGAUUCGACAAACGAUUAUGCCGACCUAUCAGUCGGCCAGUGGUCCACACUUUUCACUCAGCUGACCCAGGAUUUGUCUAAUCUCGCGUUGAUCAACGCAGACUACACAACAGGACUGGUGUUCAACAAUACUUUGAGCUCAUUCAUUGGAAAUGGGACGGCCUCUGUGUUAGUCUGCCUUGAUGUGGACAACAUCUUACCUGACUCCUCAUUCCAGGGGAAGGGCAUCUUUUCCCAAGCAAACUUACUCACGUACAACGUGUAUUCCGACACUACGGAUGUGAAUAAGAUGAAUCAAGAUCAGCUUUCAAAGCUUGAGAACUAUCAGAAAGACACGACUGGCCAAGUCAUCGAUCAGCUUCAUCUUGUGUCAUGGACCUUGACGCCAUCAAGCCUCACCGAUCCUACCAUACAGGAACUUGCUGGCAAAGCAAGUAUACCCUUGUCCCAAAACCUCCUUUGGGCUUGCACGCAGUCGGCUUUUCCUAACGUCAUCCUGGUGGAUUGGGUUGAGAAUACCAACACGACCGCGCUAGCUAUGGCUAUCAACAAAAAGGUUUACGGGAACGUCUCUCCGAAUCCUCCCGCUCCCACCCAGCGAUAUGUCUCAGCUCUCACAGUCCAGGCGUCCAACGACUCGAGUUUCUUCCCGCCUGGCACUUGCGUGGACGAGAGUGGAGAUCUGGGUAGCCCAGAUUGUAACAAUAGUUUCGGUGGAGAGUAUACUUACGUCGUAAAAUCAUUUACAACGGACCCAUCCCAAGCCGUCACUGGAUUAAGCAUUGAGAUCACUGGCGAUAGCGAUCCGGCACUCGGAGGGGACUUGGCUAAAGGAGCUGGCGGCGACUUCCGGUAUGUGGUCACUUCGCAAGAUUUGAAGUUGCCUACCAGGAUCAGUGAAGUACAGCUAUGGAGAUCUCCCAACGACUCUGUUUCUCUCGCUGAUGCGAUUAAUGCUGGAUGGGACGGAAUAAGUACAGACAUCAAUCAUGGGAGAAGUGGCGCGUACCUGUAUCUUGUAUGGAAAGAUGUUCAGGCCUGA